This is a messenger RNA of Psammomys obesus (fat sand rat), 1653 nucleotides long. It is a transcript of the gene Aire, whose product is annotated as autoimmune regulator. The coding region runs from base 1 to 1653 and encodes 550 amino acids. Gene Ontology annotation, biological process: regulation of transcription by RNA polymerase II; humoral immune response. NCBI's taxonomy places the organism in Eukaryota, Metazoa, Chordata, Mammalia, Rodentia, Muridae. Gene Ontology annotation, molecular function: translation regulator activity; DNA binding; DNA-binding transcription factor activity, RNA polymerase II-specific. The record is from RefSeq and is a predicted model, not a curated record. Gene Ontology annotation, cellular component: cytoplasm; nucleus. The transcript is spliced from 14 exons.
AUGGCCGGCGGGGAUGGGACGCUGCGCCGCCUGCUGAAGCUGCACCGCACUGAGAUCGCGGUGGCUAUAGACAGCGCCUUUCCGCUGCUGCACGCCCUGGCCGACCACGACGUGGUCCCCGAGGACAAGUUCCAGGAGACGCUGCGGCUGAAGGAGAAGGAGGGCUGCCCCCAGGCCUUCCACGCCCUGCUAUCCUGGCUCCUGACCCGGGACAGUGGGGCCAUCUUGGAUUUCUGGAGGGUUCUCUUUAAGGACUACAAUCUGGAGCGGUACAGCCGCCUGCAUCCUAUUCUGGAUGGCUUCCCAAAAGAUGUGGACCUCAACCAGCCCCGGAAAGGGAGGAAGCCCCUCGCUGGUCCCAAGGUCACAAUACUACCACCCAGACCCCCCACCAAGAGGAAAGCACUAGAGGAACCUCGAGCCACCCCGCCAGCAACCCUGGCCCCAAAGAGCACCUCCAGCCCAGGCUCCCACCUGAAGACCAAGCCCCCUAAGAAGCCAGAGGGCAGCUCGGAGUCACAGCGCCUCCCGCUGGCUAACGGACUUCAGACCAUGGCAGCUUCCGUCCAGAGAGCCGUGACUGUGUCCUCUGGGGAUGUCCCAGGAACCCGAGGGGCUGUGGAAGGGAUCCUUAUCCAGCAGGUGUUUGAGUCAGGAGGAUCCAAGAAGUGCAUCCAGGUUGGGGGAGAGUUUUAUGCUCCCAGCAAGUUUGAAGACCCAAGUGGUAGCACAAAGAACAAGACCCGCAGUGGUGGCAGUCUAAAGCCAGUGGUCCGAGCCAAGGGAGUCCAGGUCACCAUCCCUGGCAGAGAUGAGCAGAGAGUGGGCCAGCUGUGUGGUGUCCCUGUCCUUCCAACCCUCCCCAGUGAGCCCCAGGCUCACCAGAAGAAUGAGGACGAGUGUGCUGUGUGCCACGAUGGAGGUGAGCUCAUCUGCUGUGACGGCUGUCCCCGGGCCUUCCACCUGGCUUGCCUGUCCCCACCUCUGAGGGAGAUCCCCAGCGGCCUCUGGAGGUGUGCCUGCUGCCUCCAGGGCAGAGUCCAGCAGAACCUGUGCCAGACUGAGGAGUCCAGGCCCCUGGAACCACCUACAGAGACACCGGUCCUCCUGGGGCUGAGGUCAGCUUCAGAGGAGACCAGGGGCCUGCCCAGGGAGCUCCCAGCCAGCUCAGAUCCUGCCAUCGCAUAUGUGAACCUGCUGGCCCCACCUUCCGCAGCCCCCCUGCCUCUGCUGGAGCCUUCAGCGCUACGCCCUCUGCUGAGCGCUGGGACUGAGGGGAAGCAGGGUCCAGCGCCAGGUGCGCGGUGCGGCGUGUGUGGGGACGGCACUGACGUGACAAGGUGCGCACACUGCGCUGCCGCCUUCCACUGGCGAUGCCACUUCCCGACUGCCGCUGCCCGGCCAGGGACCAACCUCCGCUGCAAGUCCUGCACUACAGAUCUGACCCCCAUGCCAGGCGAGGCUGCCCUCGCCUCUGUGCGUCCGGCCCCUGGGCCUGCCAAGGUGGGGGAUGAUUCUGCUGGUCAGGAGCCUGUUCUACAUAGGGACGAUCUCGAGUCCCUCCUGAAUGAGCACUCCUUCGAUGGUAUUCUGCAGUGGGCCAUCCAGAGCAUGUCACGCCCGCUGGCCGAGACACAGCCCUUCUCUUCCUGA